CACUCCAAAUUUUUCUGCAUCUCACCCUGUCCGAUUCCGGAAUCACAUCCUAAAAACUAUUAACUUAUUUAUUGUUUUUUAUUUGUGUUUAAUAACUAUUCACGAAGAAGCAUAAGCACUUUUGGCGAUGACGAUGCGCGUGUUUUUCCACGUAUCGGGCAACAUCGCCGGCGACCCGACUCAUUGCCGCCGGUUGCAAUAUCACUCAUGAAAACGUAAUUUCUGAAACGAGAAGAGUCUCUGUCCGUCGUUUACGUCCUCCACGGUCGUUUCCGCGUUAAUCCCUUUCCAAGAAUUGGGAUGAAGAAGGCGUCACCUGUGACGUUGGAUCACGUGCUUCUGGCGUCGCAGGAGACGAAGGAGGCGCGUGAGGUGCGGAUUCGGAGCCUCUUCGAAUUCUUCGACAGAGAGAAUCGCGGGUUCUUGGACUACGCGCUCAUCGAGGCGGGUCUCUCGGCGCUUCAGAUUCCGUCGGAGUACAAGUACGCGAAGGAUUUGUUGAACGCUUGCGAUGCGAACAAUGAUGGGAGAGUGGAUUUCCAAGAGUUCAGGAGGUACAUGGACGACAAGGAGUUGGAGAUUUACAGCAUUUUUCAGGCCAUCGAUGUAGCACACAAUGGCUGCAUUUUGCCGGAGGAGCUUUGGGAGGCUCUCGUAAAAGCAGGCAUGUUUCUUUGUUUCAUAUUAUUGCAAAUUAACUCGUGAUUUUGUUGAUGUUUGAGUGUUUCGGUUGUCUUGUGUUUGAUUUUGUUUGUAGGUUAGUUUGACAUAGAAUUGUGUUGUGUAAUUUUUGUUGAAAUCCAUGUCCACCACUGACAUGACCAAAAAAAAAUAAUGUAAAAAGUACAGGUUAUUCUCACUAGUUUACGUGCUAGCUUGAGUUUUAGUUGGACUUAAACUCAAAUACUAAGAUAAUACCAGAGUUUAUUAGUGAUUUGUUCGAAGUACGAGGGUCUUGCGUUGGAGAUUCCUUAUUAAUCAGUAAUAUGAUCAAAUUAGUGUACUUUAGUGGAGGUCAGUAUAAUGAUUUAUAAGUUUAUCAAACGAAGGAGGAUUUUAACAAAGGUAUGGUAUUUACUGAAGGGGAAAACAUUCAUUAUAUUGAAAACAAAAAGAAAAAUCUAAUAUUUGUUAUUUUUUAAAUAAAUAAAAAUCUGAUACCUUAAAAGAAUAGUGACAUUAAAAUAAUAAUAAAAAUCUGAUAGAGGAUAUUACGUGCUCCUUAUGAAAAGUUUGAUUGCCAUGGUUUGACUUGUUUGACGGUUUAAAUUAGUGGUCACAAGUAUUGUUAAUCUCAAGUCACAAGUCUUUACCAGACCCUAAUUACGUUUUUAUUGUAGUGAGGAGAUUGUUGAACAUUUUGGAACAUCUCUUCGUAAUGAAUGCAAUUUAACUGCAAGGUUUGCUCGCCUAGGCUUUGGUUGCCUUGUAGAAAGUUGAAUGGAAAAGGAAAAUGAAAAUCACCUAUUAAAACAACCUUUCCCUUGCAUGUAGCCUUAUUGACUACUGAUUUAUCUGAUUUUAGGUUGUUUUGAUCGAUAGUUAUAACUGAGUACAGUAACAUAAAUCGAAGUUCAACUUCAUUCCAAACUAAAUUUUCCAUUGUUAUUUUACCGACAAAUUAACAUAAUAUAAGCCCUCGGUAUCUGAGAGAGAUCUGAACGUUGAGUGUUGGAGCGUGUGAGAGAGAUCUUCUUAGUGAGAGAGUUUGUGAGAUCUGAACGCCUGAGUGUUGGAGAUCGGAGAGCUUGAACGCGAGAUCGGAAACCUUUCCAGCCAAACUUCAACUUUCAUGUUCCAAGGCUUUGCUCCGUGGCGAAAAAUGGAUAUGGAAGCCAAGACAGUUCAUAAACGAUGGCGGUCUACCCUGGAACAAGUUAGAAUCUUGCUGAACAUCUACAACCACGGGAUCAUCAAUCCUAGUCGAGAUCAAGUUCGCGAGAUUACAGGACGACUCCAGGAGUACGGGGAAGUCGGAGAAUACAGCGUCUAUUGUUGGUUUCAAAACCAUGGAAAUCGGGUGAAGAAUCGAGGCUGGCACCAAAGCAUCCCUGAUACACCUGGAUCUUCAUUUACCCUCCUUCCUCCGUAUAUAUAUGAUCCUUCAUGGGUACUUCCACAGACUCCGAAGCUCUUAGAUCUCUUUCCCAUUCCCGUUAUACGCAAAGAAGAAGAGAGAGUUACUCAACCCAUGCCGUUUCGCACCCAAGCUCCUUCCACAGAGCUUUCCUUGAGGUUGUCGCUCGCCGAUCAGUAGUCUCCUUAGGGGGACUAUUUUUAUUUAUUUACUGUAUUUUAUGGACUGUACUCUUAAUGGUCACUUGUGGCCAACUCGCGAACAUUUUAUUUUAAUUAUGCAAUGUGUGACCUUUAUCUGCUUUGCUCUUUAUGUAUGUUUGUUUAACGUGUGUGGUACCAUUUUCACACGAAUAUUAAGGUAUCUGGUUAUAACUAUGAGAUUUGGAAAAAUAUGUAGUCCCCAUGAUCUUAUAGACCUGAGUUAAUGAAAUAUAUGC
Vigna angularis (adzuki bean) is the source of this 2516-nucleotide messenger RNA. RefSeq names its product WUSCHEL-related homeobox 8-like. Bases 1793 to 2257 code for a protein of 154 amino acids. The record is from RefSeq and is a predicted model, not a curated record. The transcript has 4 exons. Gene Ontology annotation, biological process: regulation of developmental process. Gene Ontology annotation, molecular function: DNA binding; DNA-binding transcription factor activity. NCBI's taxonomy places the organism in Eukaryota, Viridiplantae, Streptophyta, Magnoliopsida, Fabales, Fabaceae.